AUGCUCCGCCGCAAACCCACCGCCAUAACAGUCACGAUGGAAGACAUCGCCGCAUUCGAAGAGUCUCGGCUCCGCAAACAAGAGGAACAAAGCAGAUGUGCAACAUCUGAGCAAGGGAAGAGCGGCACCAACACCAACACAGGCUUCGAUCCAAGUGAUGAAUUGAAACCGUUACCCGGUGAUAAAGCGAGGAUCGUCCGUUCGCGUGAGGAGAGGAUUGGUCUCGGGCGACAGGGGUGA
Penicillium waksmanii is the source of this 240-nucleotide messenger RNA. Its product is annotated as CDC26 family anaphase-promoting complex subunit. Lineage: Eukaryota; Fungi; Ascomycota; Eurotiomycetes; Eurotiales; Aspergillaceae. The transcript has a single exon. Bases 1 to 240 code for a protein of 79 amino acids. The record is from RefSeq and is a predicted model, not a curated record. Gene Ontology annotation, cellular component: anaphase-promoting complex. Gene Ontology annotation, biological process: anaphase-promoting complex-dependent catabolic process.